Agrilus planipennis (emerald ash borer) is the source of this 2170-nucleotide messenger RNA. RefSeq names its product homeobox protein Nkx-6.1 (gene HGTX). The transcript is spliced from 5 exons. Lineage: Eukaryota; Metazoa; Arthropoda; Insecta; Coleoptera; Buprestidae. Gene Ontology annotation, biological process: regulation of transcription by RNA polymerase II; cell differentiation. Gene Ontology annotation, molecular function: DNA-binding transcription factor activity, RNA polymerase II-specific; RNA polymerase II cis-regulatory region sequence-specific DNA binding. Bases 305 to 1351 code for a protein of 348 amino acids. The record is from RefSeq and is a predicted model, not a curated record. Gene Ontology annotation, cellular component: nucleus.
GUCUCCCCCACCAGGUGAAAGGAAUCCGCCCAGUUUGUCCUCACGUUGAGGAAACCUCACACGCUGCUCAUUUCAUCAACUACCCUCGCCAGUGGCGGGUGCUAGAGGAGGUGAAUCCACGCAGCUAUCAAUCGCUACCUGUUUCUAAUGUGUAUGAUUAUUAUUAUGUUGUGCGGCUGUACUCUUUUCGAACACGUGUUGUUGUUGUUAUUGUUAUUGUGAUAAUACAAAAAGAGAACAAAGACGACACAGACGCGUUAGUUCGCGUCUUGAUUCAACUGACACCACGGCGUCUCCGGCAGCCAUGACGCAGCACAGUGACGCGUCUAGCGAUCGUUCUGAGGUGUCCGUAACACCUCCGCCACCGGUUUCAAAAAUGCUCGAAUUCGCAAGUCAACAAAACCUAAGCUUUUUUAAUUUAGAGCACCGUAACAUGUUGGCAGCUCCAUUGGCGGCACUCCAUUCGAUGACCGAAAUGAAAGCGGCUCAUCAACAGCAACAAGCUCAGAUGGUCACCAACGAUCAUCAGCUUCAUCAUGAGAAACACCACGACGUAUCUGCGGCUGACGUCUUGCUGGAGCGUACAAGUCUUCACGUAGAACGAUCCGGCUUGACGUCCCGCAGCCCAUUGGGCGCAACACCGAGCAAUAGCGCGGCACAAGGUGCAAAUCCACAUGGCAUAGACCACAUACUUUCUAGGCCGUCGCAAGUCACGACAGGCAAUCUCAAUUUUCCGCAUAGUCUCAGCUUUUCUCAAAAUCCACUUAGCAUGACUUCAAACAGUUCACAUGCCGCGACCAAUUCCGGUCUUCAAAGAUUCAAUAUUGCCGCCGCUGCCUUUUUCCACCAUCAUGCCGCCAGCUCUGUAAAUAAAUCGGUCGACCUAGGAAGAAGCUCAGGAGGAAUUUACUGGCCAGGAUUUCAAGGACUUGUUUCCAAUCCGAUCGCCUGGAGGGAAAGACUUAGCCUAAAUUCAAGUAAAAACGCUUAUUUUGAUUUUGUGAAUCAAGGAAGUUUAGGAGGUGUUGGACCUGAAAAGGAUGCAAAAAAGAAGCACACGAGGCCUACGUUUUCUGGUCAACAAAUUUUUGCCCUUGAAAAAACCUUCGAACAGACGAAAUAUUUAGCAGGUCCUGAACGAGCGAAGCUUGCCUACGCACUAGGAAUGACGGAGUCACAAGUAAAGGUUUGGUUCCAAAAUAGAAGAACAAAAUGGCGAAAGAAGCAUGCGGCUGAAAUGGCAACAGCCAAGCGGAAACAGGAGGUGUUGGAUAACCAAACUGACGAAAACAGUGACGUAAUUUCCGAUGUGGAAGAGGAACACGCAGCCAAAAGACAGAACAUUCAGUGAAGUAUUAGUUAUGUAAAUACAUUUAUGUAAAUACGGUUUAGUGAUGAUCUCCAUGAUUUCGUGAACUUCUUCACCCUAAAAGUGAACAGUGAAGUUCAAUUGUACAAAUGUUAUAUAUACACCUUAUAAAUAAAUGUAUACGUAUGCUAUCAUGUAAGAUUCUAGAAGACGCUGUCGCCACAACGUAAUAUCGUACAUUUAUGUAGCGGCUCACUAGAUUACAAUGGCAACUUACAUAAACUCCUUGUUUAACUCCAGCCCAUUUCAACCGGAAAUAAUAGUGAUUUUUUAAUGGAUUAUAAAACUUGCGUAGCAGGUAUUGAGAAUCGCGAAUUCAUUGUAAUCAAGUAGCCGUGGAAGAAUGAAUUUUAAUUGAAUAAAAACGUACUUAAGGGCCCAUUUUGAGCGAUGUAUAUGCUAAAUAACUGCAUAAUAGACGAAAACAGAAAAGACAAAAAUCACCGAUUAAUUUCAAAAUAAAAUAUCUUCAAUAACAGUAUUAGUGCGCACAUACCGAUAUAGGGAUACCGAAAUUGUGUUAUCCCCAAUAACCUUAUUCAGGAUCAGUUACCUAGAAACUGUAAUUUAACAACAGCGGCUCAUCAGACGAGGGAAAAACUUUUUCACGAACUAUUAUUAUGAACUGUAAUUAGUAAUGAUUAAAUCAAUAGUUUUAUAGCAAUUUUGUUCUGUAAAAUGCCAAAACAAUGUUAUCCUUACUUGCCUUUAUCAGGUGUUUAUUAUAAAAUAAAUGUUAAAUAUUUGAAGUUACUUACAAGCAUCACCAAAGAUAGGUUAAGUAAAAUUCUGUGACAUAUG